ACGCGUAGCCCGCGCGGGAGCGGCCAGUUCAAGCGACGGCGGCUCGACUGUGGCAGCUGGUCGAUGAAUGGGACAGAGUCCGAGCGCUGCGCUCGUUGGGCUCGAAGGAGAAUGAACGAUUCGUCGAUGGGACGGGAGGUGCCAGUCGAGGCGGAGGACGAGGAGAAGCAGCUUGUGCACUCGACAGGCGUGGGGUUCUGCGAUGGUGACAUGAGCGCCAAGCGCAAACGGAAGAAGCCUGCUAAGAAAGAAGUUCAGAGAUUCGGGAAUUAUCAUCAUUACUACGGAUAUCGGCUCGGGAAGAGUCUCGACGUGGAUCCGAGGCUCAAUGUUUUUGAACCGGAAUGGUUUGAGGGAAUGGAUUGCCUGGAUAUCGGCUGCAACGAAGGCAUUGUAACAAUCUCAAUUGCACAGAAGUACAAUUGCCGGAGUAUUCUGGGCCUGGACAUUGACGAAGUUCUGAUAAGGAAAGCCCAGUCGAACUUAAUUGAAGAAGCCGCCUUACAAGGGUUUACCACUGGAGAAUAUAUGGAGCCAUGUGAGGCAAAAGAGAAUUGUUCGUCAGACAGUGAAAAUACCCUCGACAACGGAUGGUGGAAAGAAACUAUCGCUUGGAGAGAGUUAACUGGUUCACAGCAGGGUAGUGACAGGGUUGAAGAUAGUCGGUGUGCAACAGAAAGGGCCGAAAGGAGUACGCCACUAAAUUCGAACAACUUGCUGCGAAGAGUAACGUUCAGAAAGGAGAAUGUUAUCAAAGAUUUUCCUCAUGGUGACUACAUGAAGGAUGGUACUUUCGAUACUGUACUCUGCUUGAGUAUGACGAAGUGGGUGCAUUUAAACUGGGGUGAUGACGGACUGGUGCGCCUUUUCGCCAAAAUCUAUCAUAUUCUCCGACCGGGUGGCAUAUUGAUUCUCGAGCCACAACCUUGGAAUUCUUACAGGAGAAAGGCGAAAGUGUGCGAGGUGACAAGACAGAAUUUCAAUGAGAUCAAAUUAAGGCCCAAUCAUUUUACCGAGAUUCUUCUUGAUAAGAUUGGAUUCAAGUCUUACAAAGAAGUCAGCACUGCAGUGCCAGGAAGCACUGCCGGGUUUGACCGUUCACUUUAUGUCUAUGUGAAGUAGACGGAAGAGGCACGAACAAUGCUACGCAAGUUUUCAGGAUGUUGGGAGCUGAUUUUUCUUUUCGACGAUCGGUGAACGUCGCAUUGCAUCUUUCGGUGCUGUCUACAAGUGAAACGUUUUUGACCAAUCCUAUUGCGUAGGGCGGCGAGAGAAUUGCAUCAUGCAACUGUUCGCACGGCAAAUGCUGAACUUUUUUGAGGAGAAGUUGGUAUUCUUCGGGCGACAAUCAUGCAGUGACCAUUUUUGGGCAAUUGUUCAUGUAUUUGACAUGUCGAGCAAUCGUUGAAGAAGACGGCAGAUAGCAUAUAGAGGAGUUGUGUGAGACAAAGAGGACUCAUAGAAAACUCACGGGAGAGGAUAGAGAGGAAAUCAUUGACCUACUGCGAGGAUCUGUUGAAUAGGUAGAGUACAAGGCUGUACAUAAGAAAAUUGAAACAUGGAAGGAGCAUCGAUCGAUUUUUGUUUGUGCUUUCCUCAGGGAGGGGAACUUACACCAAGUCCAUCUUCCAGAAUGCAUGACAUCGGAUUGUUCACUGGAAAUAUUCUUCUAGACUUAAACCGGAUAUUUUUUAUCCAGCCACCUUGAAAGCUUGUACAAAAAAAA
Marchantia polymorpha subsp. ruderalis is the source of this 1726-nucleotide messenger RNA. The record is from the annotation of a GenBank genome assembly. NCBI's taxonomy places the organism in Eukaryota, Viridiplantae, Streptophyta, Marchantiopsida, Marchantiales, Marchantiaceae.